AUGACGGCAGCUGUUCUGCCAUAUCGACCACCAGCUGUAAAUCAACGAUAUUGCUCCACCGCCAAAAACAAUGAGCUACCAAAUACCAGUCCAGAGCCAUUUCUAACUACAGCUUUCACUGAACACAACGACCGUGAGCCGGUCCCCAAAACCAUCAGAGCAGUUCUCGACUCCAAGACUCCUGUGGAGGGGAGAAGCCUCAUCAUUUGUCUCGAUGGUACGGGUGACAAAUUCGAUAGCGACAACAGUAAUGUUGUCAAUUUCGUUGCAUGUUUGAAGAAAGACGACCCUAAACAAGUAACUUAUUACCAAUCUGGCAUUGGGACUUAUGAUGGUUCUGGAAUGAAAGAUGGAUUCUCGGCUUCAAUGGACAUGGCGAUUGGGAGUGGACUUGGGAUCCAUAUCAAAGAUGCAUACCGUUUCUUGAUGCAGAAUUACCGGGAAGGAGAUAGGAUCUGUUUGUUGGGUUUCUCCAGAGGAGCAUAUACUGUUAGAUGUCUUGCUGGCAUGCUCCACAAAGUUGGACUCCUCCCUGCCGGCAACGCAGCACAAAUAAAUUUCGCGUACAACUUCUACAAAGACGACAGCAAAGCAGGGUGGUCCAUGUCCGCCGAUUUCAAAAAGACCUUCUGCACCAAUGUCGAGGUUUAUUUUGUGGGAGUAUGGGAUUGCGUCGCUUCUGUCGGAUUCAUCCCACGCAAACUUCCCUUCAGCAAAUCCCCCACAAACACCAUCCACUUUUUUCGACAUGCAAUGGCUCUCGAUGAACACAGAGCCAAGUUCAAGAUCUGUCAGUUCUCGCAUCAUGAUCCGGCUGGUGCUAGUAGAGCUCCUACGAUUGACUUCACAAAGAUCAAGCCACCAAAAGACCCACGAGGGCCUGUGGUGAGAGUAAUUGAGGCAGUCAGAAGCUGCUUCAGCACCACUAAACGACAAGCGGUAAGGAAAGCGCAGUGGGACCAGAUGUCCAACGCCUCUUCCAGCUCUAACCUCCGGAAAGAGAAACAAGACAGGUUUAUGAGGAGAUUUGAGGAACAAGAACAUGGGCAUGGUAUGCACAAGCACAUCGAGACCGAUGUAUGUGAAGUAUGGUUUGCAGGAGGACAUGCAGAUGUCGGAGGUGGUGCUGUCCCUAACCACGAACGUCACAUGCUUUCUCGCAUUCCGCUUCGCUGGAUGCUCCGCCAAUGCUUCGAAUGCAACACCGGCAUUAUCUUUUCCACCGCCGCAUUGGCAGAAACAGGAAUCGACAUCCCUACCAUCUACCCCCUCUACCAAAAGCUCAAAAAGCCCCUGGUCGGCCCAUCUCCAGAUGUUGUAGAGCAGUACGAAGCCGGUGCCUUACCACCUCUGAAAGGAAGAAGUACCGCUUUUGGUGUGGACGAGCGCAAGAAAGAACCCGGCGUGGAGAGAAAGAGUCACGGCCGGAGUUACACAAAUGGAUAUACAAGUGGAACCCAGCACGAGAAAGACUCUUUCGAUCACGUUAACACGAAUAAGACAAAUGACAGAGGGGACAUUUACAACGCCGAUCUUUACCGCUCAGCAGCCCACCCCUUUCACGUCAUCGAUCUUCUUCCCGAACAAGUCGAAGACCACUUCGAUGCCCGCUCGCCACUGAACGACAUGUUGGCUAUCGCGAAAGGGUGGUGGCUGCUUGAGCUAUGGCCCGUCAAGGUAUUUGUGGAACGGAAAGAGUCUGUCACAGGCUGGGGGAAGGUUGUUAGGAUGAAUAUGGGGAGGUAUCGAGCGAUUCGGGAGAUUGAGCCGAAGAUGCAUUGGACUGUGCAGUGUAGGAUGGAGGAAUGCGGGUAUCGAGUAAGAAACAGAGUAGAUGGAAAUGCGGUUUGGAAAGUUGCGACUUAA
Molecule: messenger RNA, 1866 nt
Organism: Glarea lozoyensis ATCC 20868
Lineage: Eukaryota; Fungi; Ascomycota; Leotiomycetes; Helotiales; Helotiaceae
Exons: 4
Coding region: 1-1866 (621 amino acids)
Source: RefSeq, a predicted model, not a curated record